GUUAAAAGAGGUAGUUGAUUCACGUGUGGCGAAUUUUUGUUUAAUAACAAAUAUUGUGGAAAGUAAAGUGUUUGCCACUGAUUAGUGAACAGGAACAUAAUCUGAAAUCGAAUAAAUGUAUAAUGCAUCUUGAUUCAAUAACUAGUAUUUGACUUGGUGGAUAUAAUUCUAUAAAAUAUGUCCUUUCCUUUCAUAACCUAAAACACAUGCUGGUGCUAUUAAAGUAUAUUAUUAUUACGUAAAUUCACCAAAUUUCUGUUGAAUAUAAGAAGAAUCUGUGGACACCUCUAUGAUUAUCUAGAUCGCGAGUUUCCCUAGUAUCUGAAAUCAGUUUAAAUUGUUCUAUUCCUUGUGUGUGAAAGUGCAUGUAGACUGCUAAUCAUGGAUAUAGAUUUGUUCAGGGACGAGGAGCAGUUUUCAACCUUUGAAGAUGACGGUUUCCUGGAUCCCUAUCCAGACAUUCCGACUGGUCUGGACAUUAUUCAUAACUUUGCUCAAAAUGAGAUGUAUGAAUGGAAUAUGGAUAACGAAAGAGAGAUAAAUGGAGAUAUUGCUCUAAUUCCCAUGUGUGAUAUGAAUCUCACCAAACUAAAUGAUUCCACUCCUUGUAAAGAUGACUUCCAAAAAAUCAUAAAUGAUUUACAUCAGUUCAUUAGUGUAGAUUCCUCCUGUACUGAUUUUGCAAUAGAAGAACCUAUUGUGCAUCCUGAAGAGAAUGAAGAUGAGAUGGCUACCCAGAAAAGUUCAGCUAUACAGGAUAUUCUAACAUUGCCAAACAUCAAAAAUUUUGAUAUAGCCUCUUAUCUAACAGACCCAGACCAGUCAAAACCUGCUGCAAUCCAAACUGUUCCUAUCAGAAAACCAAAGGCAGGUGUCAAAAAGAUUGAUUUAAAAGCCCAGCGCUAUAUAGUGGAUGAUGAACAGGAUGAGAUUGAUGUUGAAACUGUAUCUGAAUGUGGAGAAAGUUCUCCUGUUCUGGAAGCUGGAGAUCUAGAUAGCCUGCUAGAACAAUUUGAGGCUACACAAAUUCCUAAAUUACCAGAAGAUUUCAUAGAAAAUGAUCCUAGUGUGUUUGAAUUUGAUGACAGGCACCAGCUUCCACAAGAAGAUACUUUGUCAGUAAACAAUUGUAUAGAUGAAGACACUGUAUAUAAAAAGCCAGAUAGUAUUUAUGUAAAUAAAGAAUGCAACUAUGAAACUAAAGUGAAUGUAAAAAUAGAACAGGAAGAUUUUGAAAUUGGGGAAAGUGUUUUGAUUCAGCCUGAUGCAGUGAAUGUUAAAACUGAAUUCUUAGAUGAGGAUAUUGUCAAAGUUAAAAGAGAACAGAAUAGUGAUAAUAUAAAGAACCAUAAUAGCAAGAAGGACAAAACAGUUUUUACACAAAAAGAUAGGGUUGAGCUGAAAGAAGAAUGGUUACACAACUCCCCAGAUUUAGAUUAUCAAACAAAUUUUCAAGAGGCGCACCCUGUACAUGGAACACACUGCAUGAAAAUGAAAAUUUCCUGUUUGGUGUCUGCAGAACCACAUACGAGUUUCGCCAAACAGCCCCCCAAGCCAGAACCCUUAGCGAGAAGAAGACAUUCCGAGAAACCCGCCCCGUCGAACCUUUCCCACUCGAAAGAUGCUCCCCGAACCCCGAAAGCCUCCCGCCCCCUCCCAACCCCUGACUCAACUACCUCUUGCACACCGCCCGUCCCCAUCAAGAACAAGCAGAUCAUCGACUGCCUGCCCCAAGAACUGAUCAACAGGAUAAAGCAAUCCGGCAAACGCAAAACCAUCAGCGUGAUCGACCCGGUACUGCCGACCAAAAAGCGGGGCCACCACCGGGACUCGUCGGGCGGGCCCAAGGCUGCCCCGCUGCCGCCCUCGGGGCUGGAGCGCGUGCGCCUCGACCACGACUACUGCGCCUCGGGCGGCACUGGUCGGGGCGGCAGCGGCGGGGCGGGCGUCUACCCGAAGCACCCGAAGAUGGACUCGGGCUUCGAGUCGGCCGAGGAGGAGGAGCAGCAGCGGGCGGUGAUGGGGGGACAGCCGAUGGUGAAGAACGCCGACGGGAAGUUGAUGGUGUCUUUGCUCAAGGUCAACUCUAUCCACCCCACCGACGCCAACAAAAAGAAGAAACUCAACCUCGAAGAAUACAAGAAACGACGAGUGGGCUUCCUGUCGCAGGGCGGCUCCCCGAUCCGCUCCCCGGCUGGGAGCUCGUGCGGCUCCCCGCAACCCGAAGACGAGAACACGCGCAGAAUCAGGCAUCAGGAGAAAAUAUCUUCGCAGUUGGAGCCGGAGGACGAGAACACGCGUCGGAUCCGGCACCAGGAGAAGCUGAUGCGCAUGGCGUUGGAGGUGCUGAACACGCCGCCGAAGAAGGAGGUGAAGAGGGAGGAGGAGGCUGUGGUGGUGACGCCGCCCAAACCGGUGACGAUACCGGCGGAUAUGGAGAAGAAGACUCUGGUCAGCGUGGGCGUCAACACUGAUUUCAGGGUGCGCCGCAAAAACCUCGACCCCCUCGCCCCCGUCGAGCAACUGGACGAGAUCAAGCCGCUCCUGCAACAGGCCAGCACGAAAAUCAACUCCAGCUCGCUGAUCACCUCCGUCAUCGAGAACAUACCGAAGGUGAUCGACAGCUGCGACGUGUCGCGCGAUGCCGAGCAGCAGCAGCCGCAGCGGCCCAAAGGCUGCGAGCACGGCGAGGACAAGACGAUCGUGUACCUGCCGAGGAACAGGGCGGCCGUGUCGACUAGUAGCGUCGAGUGUCAGACGAAUAUUUCGUUGAUACAGCAGAGCAAGGCGAGCAGGUACAGGAGGAGGCGGUCAAGCUCGUCGAGUUCCAGUUGUUCGUCGACUUCUUCCAGAGGAAGCAGCAGAUCUUCGUCUCGUUAUAACAGAAGGAGGAGGAGGAGUUCCAACUCGUCCUGUAGUAGUUCUCGGAGCUCUAGGAGUUCUCAAAGCUCUUUGUGUAGAAGAUCGUCUUCCAGAUAUUCGUCAAGAUCGUUCUCCCGGUCGAGGUCGAGGUCCCUCUCGCCCAGGUACAGACGCAAAGAGAAAGAACGCCACCUGGAGGUGGAAGAGCGACGGGUGAUAUACGUGGGGAGAGUGCCGCCGGGCACAACGAAGGAGGACUUGAAGAAGAGGUUCCAUCGCUUCGGUCCUAUUACCAACGUCAGCCUGCAUUCGAGGGACCACGGCUAUCUAGACAACUACGGCUUCGUCACUUUCGCCAACAAAUUAGAUGCUUACGAAGCCAUAGAGCAUGGAAACGAUGAUCCUUGGCAGCCAAAGUACGAUUUGAGUUUCGGGGGGCGAAGGAUAUUCUGUCAAACGACGUAUUCGGAUUUAGAUAACAUGCGAGAUGAGUCCGGUUACUACCAACAACGAGGCGGCAACGAUUCUUUCGACAAUUUGCUGAGGGAAGUACAAGAAAAAUUGAGAAAACGCAAAGCCUGACGGUUAUUGAAAUCGACCACAGAUUAUAGUCUAAAUUUUCACAUUUUUUGUUUCAUGUUAUUAGCAUUCAAUUUUGAUUUUAGGUAUUCUUUUUUACAUGUUCGAGAUAAUUUUCUACCGUUUCACUUAAGUUUACAAAAAAUAUAUCAUGACAAUUGACUUUGACUUACUUAAAUUAAAAAAUCAACAAAAAAUGUUUCAUGAUUAUUGGCAGGAAAACAAAUUCUGGUAUAUUUUAUUACAAAUAAUUGGUUAUACCUAUUAUUACUCACUAAUACCUGUGUUUUUUUUUAAUACUUCAUUAUGUUUUCCCAUAUUGGGCUGUGUAUUUUCUAUUGAAAUAUUUUUGUUAAAAUGGAAUUAUUAAC
Messenger RNA from Phaedon cochleariae (mustard beetle), 3812 nucleotides. The record is from the annotation of a GenBank genome assembly. Lineage: Eukaryota; Metazoa; Arthropoda; Insecta; Coleoptera; Chrysomelidae.